AUGUCGUUCAACAACCCCACCCAGAUUUUCGCAGACGACGUGACUGAAGAAAAGGGCGAACAUGCUCGUCUGUCCGCCUUCGUCGGCGCCAUUGCUGUCGGAGAUUUGGUUAAGAGUACAUUAGGACCUAAGGGAAUGGACAAGAUUCUUCAGUCAGCUUCGACUGGUGAGAUAAUGGUUACGAAUGAUGGAGCAACGAUAUUAAAAGCGAUAGCUCUGGACAACGCCGCCGCCAAAGUUUUGGUGAAUAUUUCCAAGGUCCAGGACGACGAGGUGGGAGAUGGCACUACUUCUGUGACCGUCCUCGCUGCGGAGCUACUUCGUGAAGCAGAAAAGCUCGUCGAGAAAAAGAUCCAUCCCCAAGUCAUCAUUGAUGGCUACAGAAUAGCUAGUAAAGCCGCUCUGGGCGCCCUGCACCACGCAGCGGUAGAUAAUAGUUCCGAUCCAAUUGCUUUCCGAAAAGACCUACACUGCAUUGCCCGAACGACCCUUAGCUCUAAAGUUCUCGCGCAAGACCGAGAUCAGUUUGCGAGUUUAGCUUGCGAUGCAGUUUUAAGAUUAAAAGGCUCAACCGAUCUAAGCCAUAUUCAAAUUAUUAAAAAGGCUGGUGGCAAGCUCUCAGAUUCCUACCUCGACGAGGGAUUCAUUCUUGAUAAGAAAAUUGGGGUUAAUCAGCCAAAGAGACUUGAAAAGGCCAAAAUUUUGGUUGCGAAUACAGCGAUGGAUACCGACAAGGUCAAGAUUUUCGGCGCAAGGGUAAAGGUUGACUCAACAGGGAAGCUUGCGGAGCUUGAGAAAGCCGAGAAAGAAAAAAUGAAAGCCAAGGUUGAUAGAAUUAAAGCUCAUGGAAUCAACUGUUUUGUCAACCGGCAACUUAUUUACAACUGGCCAGAACAGUUAUUUACUGAUGCUGGAAUUAUGUCGAUUGAACACGCUGACUUCGACGGCAUUGAACGGUUAGCUCUUGUCACCGGUGGCGAGAUUGCAUCUACCUUCGAACACCCCGAACAAGUAAAAUUAGGCCACUGCGAUCUAAUUGAAGAAGUUAUUAUUGGCGAAGAUACUUUAAUAAAAUUCUCUGGUGUUGCCGCCGGACAAGCCUGCACAAUCGUCUUACGCGGUGCAACGGAACAACUUUUAGAUGAAGCAGAGCGGUCUUUACAUGAUGCCUUGGCUGUCUUGUCCCAAACCGUCAAAGAGCCACGGGUGACCCUUGGAGGUGGUUGUGCAGAAAUGAUCAUGGCCAAGGCUGUUGAACAGGUCGCCCAGAACACUACCGGCAAAAAACAACUCGCGGUAGACGCCUUUGCGCUGGCGCUUAAGCAGCUGCCUACGAUACUCGCGGACAACGCUGGUCUAGAUUCUAGCGAUUUGGUAACUCGACUAAGACAGGCUAUUAACAAAGGCUUGACCAGUUCAGGCCUUGACCUACUAACUCCUGGUGGUGGAAUUGCAAAUAUGCGCGACCUGGGAGUAGUUGAGAGUUAUAAGCUGAAGAAAGCCGUUGUGUCCUCGGCAUCGGAAGCCGCAGAGCUUCUUCUUCGCGUGGAUAAUAUCAUUCGCAGUGCGCCCCGGAAGAGGGAACGGGUAUAG
This is a messenger RNA of Ophidiomyces ophidiicola, 1593 nucleotides long. Its product is annotated as T-complex protein 1 subunit beta. Gene Ontology annotation, cellular component: cytosol; chaperonin-containing T-complex. Bases 1 to 1593 code for a protein of 530 amino acids. The transcript is spliced from 4 exons. The record is from RefSeq and is a predicted model, not a curated record. Gene Ontology annotation, biological process: protein folding. Lineage: Eukaryota; Fungi; Ascomycota; Eurotiomycetes; Onygenales; Onygenaceae. Gene Ontology annotation, molecular function: ATP binding; ATP-dependent protein folding chaperone; ATP hydrolysis activity.